UAUCUGUGCUUACUUUGAGAGGUAAUUUAUGAUUGUUGCAGAGGAUUUGUGUGUCACUGGGAGUGGGUGAUACUGUCUGUGACCGGGAAAUGUGAUGUUGAGUUAAGCGAGAUUUUGGUUACCGGUGGUUGGUGUUAAUUUCAUCAGCCGGCUGCUUGGAAGGUGUCUACGGACGAAAGUUAAUGAGAUCGUUAUCUAAUGCCCAUUGUUCUGUAACGGCUUGGGCUUUCGUUAUCUGUAGAAUAAAUACCUGCUGUCCUCAGUUACUGUAUGCAGUUCAUUAGCCGUGCGCUUGGCAAGAUGGAAUCCCAGAUCGAUAGAGUAGUAAAUGUCUACAAAACAGUUGCCCAUUACCCAUCGCUUACAUCAGCAAGGGUUUUAAAGUCGUUGGUGGAUGGUAAUGGUGUUACUGUGCUUUCAUCAUGGUCACAAAGGAAUCUAGAAAGAGGAAAAUCGAUAAAAUUUCAACAAAUGUACAUCGUGGACGCGUCAUUGCAAAACCCCACAGAACUGGUGCCGGUGGACACUACUUUUGAGUUACUGUCAUGCAUGUCGAGUUCAGAAGAGUUUCGUGCAGUUCUGCGAGAAGUCCCACAAGAUGAAACUAAAAAGAAACAGUACCUUGAGGUCUGGAGGCAAAGGCAGUUAUGGAAAAACUAUGAUUUACAGGCACUUGAAGUUCAUGGUGACGUUUAUGCUGAUGCUGAUUUUGGCUCAUUCGAAUGGUCACCAUGUGGUGAAAAGGUUCUGUACAUAGCUGAAAAGAAAUUACCUAAAACUGAACCAUUUUAUAAACCAAAACCACUGGAUACAAAGGGCAAUGGUUCGGGUGAUGCAAAGCCAUUAAGAGGUGAAGAAUAUCUUUUCCGUCCAGACUGGGGUGAACAGCUGGUCGGCAAGCACCAACCAGUAGUUAGUAUUUGUGACACAAAAACAGAUAAGAUACAAAUUUUGGAAGGAGUACCAUCACAUUUUUCACCUGGUCAAGUAAUCUGGACACCAGAUGGAGAAGGAGUAAUAGGCGUCGUGUGGAAGAAUGAGCCUCGCAGACUUGGUCUUAUUCAUUGCACCAACCGAGAUAGUUACAUAUUUCACUUGACAAUGGAUGGGGCGUUCAGUUUACUGUCCGAUGACGGUCAGGCAGUCCGCUCUCCAAGAUUCAGUGCAGAUGGCAGGAAUUUGAUAUGGCUGCAGCGGACAGCUGGUGGCCCUCAUCAUGCAGCACACAAACUUGUGUGCUAUGAUUGGGAAACGAAAAAGAAGGAAGUUUUGGUUGACAUUGUGCGUCGCAGUGUUAAAACUGCUGGUGGUAGUCCAUUCUAUGGACUGUUCAAUCAGGCACUGCCACGGCGUUGUUGGAGUCGUGAUUCCAAACGCAUCUUACUGAGUACCCCUCAAAGACACAAGGUGAACUCCUACAUGAUUGACAUAGAGACUAAAACAAUAACAGAACUGGAGUGGGAUGAUGGCAGUCAGUCAGUACUUGAUGUAUGGAAUGAUAUAGUGGUUUGCUCACGAAGUUCUCUGAAAACACCUGCAAACCUUGUUCUGGGGAAGUUGCCACCAGCAGGCAGUGAAAAGACAAUGCAGUGGUUCCCUGUUACCAAUUGGGUGGUUACAUCUGCUCUUGAUGGUCUCGUGUGCCACACCUUGGCCCUUACACAGGAAAAUGAUCCAGAAGCCACUGUCAAAUCAUACUGUGCUAUUUAUUUUGGUCCAGAGAGCACAAAGGAGAAAGAAAUACCAUUAAUUGUAUGGCCUCAUGGAGGACCACACAGUGCCUUUGCCAAUACUUUCAUGUUAGAUGCUGCACUUCUGACACUGCUUGGCUUUGGUGUGCUGAUGGUGAACUUCAGAGGUUCAGUUGGAGCAGGGCAAGAUAGUGUAGACUCACUGCCAGGCAGAAUUGGUGAUGCUGAUGUCAAAGAUGUACAUUAUGCAGCAACUGAAGCACUGAAACAGUUUCCUUUCUUAAAUCCUGAAAAGCUUUUUCUGUUUGGAGGUUCACAUGGUGGUUUUCUAGUGACACACGUCAGUGGACAGUAUCCAAAAGACUAUAAAGCAGUUGUGGCAAGAAAUCCAGUGACAGAUGUGGCAGCAAUGUUUACCGUCACUGAUAUUCCAGAUUGGACGGCAGUGGAAGCUGGCUAUCAGUACAAUGUGCUACAAGACAUGAGCCUUGAAGCAUUUGAGAAGAUGAAGAAAUGUUCGCCUGUUAACCAUAUAAAUAAUGUAGUUGCCCCAACAUUAUUUAUGGUUGGGAAGAAGGAUGCAAGAGUGCCAAGCAGUCAAGCAAUUGGUUACUACCACCUUCUGCGGUCUAACAAUGUUAAAACAAAGUUGCUGCUUUAUGAGGACAAUCAUCCACUUAGUCAAGUUCCUGUGGAAAUGGACAACCUUAUAAACUCAGUUUUGUGGUUCAUGCAGCACAUGGAAUAAGAAAGAUUCUUUUCUAAUAUAUGUUGUAUAAGUACAUUAUUUUCUUAUAUUACAGGAAUUAAAACAUUUUUCUUUAAA
Molecule: messenger RNA, 2517 nt
Organism: Schistocerca americana (American grasshopper)
Lineage: Eukaryota; Metazoa; Arthropoda; Insecta; Orthoptera; Acrididae
Product: acylamino-acid-releasing enzyme-like
Exons: 14
Coding region: 271-2439 (722 amino acids)
Biological process (GO): proteolysis
Molecular function (GO): serine-type endopeptidase activity
Source: RefSeq, a predicted model, not a curated record